Molecule: messenger RNA, 2117 nt
Organism: Homo sapiens (human)
Lineage: Eukaryota; Metazoa; Chordata; Mammalia; Primates; Hominidae
Gene: BCL2L14
Product: BCL2 like 14
Exons: 8
Coding region: 427-1410 (327 amino acids)
Biological process (GO): regulation of apoptotic process
Cellular component (GO): cytosol; endomembrane system; cytoplasm
Source: RefSeq, marked reviewed
AGUGCUUUCGCUUCAUCCUAGAGGCUAAAUGGGCUCCCCUGGACUCGCCUGGCAGAACUAACCACCUAGAAGAACGUUAUUGUAAGGGGGAAAUGCAAACAGGGUGAAGACAAGAGGCAUAGGUGAUGGACACUAAAACAAAGACCGAAGUUCAUGUUUGGAGAGAUGGAGUAACCUGCCACAGGUCACAAAACUAGUCACUGGCAUGGCCACAAUCUGAAUUUGGGACUGUUAGACUGAGAAGCCCAAGCUAAUUCUUGAUACGCUCACUGCCUGGGACAUUUCACACGGUAGAUCUGAGCUUUCUCGCAUCUGAGACUAAAAGGAAAAUGUAGUCCUUAACAGACAGCAGAAGGAAACAGAUUAUUAGCAAAAAGAACUGCUUUCCUAGCAGGAAACCAGAGAAGGAGUUAUUUCAUGCCCAACAUGUGUAGCACCAGUGGGUGUGACCUGGAAGAAAUCCCCCUAGAUGAUGAUGACCUAAACACCAUAGAAUUCAAAAUCCUCGCCUACUACACCAGACAUCAUGUCUUCAAGAGCACCCCUGCUCUCUUCUCACCAAAGCUGCUGAGAACAAGAAGUUUGUCCCAGAGGGGCCUGGGGAAUUGUUCAGCAAAUGAGUCAUGGACAGAGGUGUCAUGGCCUUGCAGAAAUUCCCAAUCCAGUGAGAAGGCCAUAAACCUUGGCAAGAAAAAGUCUUCUUGGAAAGCAUUCUUUGGAGUAGUGGAGAAGGAAGAUUCGCAGAGCACGCCUGCCAAGGUCUCUGCUCAGGGUCAAAGGACGUUGGAAUACCAAGAUUCGCACAGCCAGCAGUGGUCCAGGUGUCUUUCUAACGUGGAGCAGUGCUUGGAGCAUGAAGCUGUGGACCCCAAAGUCAUUUCCAUUGCCAACCGAGUAGCUGAAAUUGUUUACUCCUGGCCACCACCACAAGCGACCCAGGCAGGAGGCUUCAAGUCCAAAGAGAUUUUUGUAACUGAGGGUCUCUCCUUCCAGCUCCAAGGCCACGUGCCUGUAGCUUCAAGUUCUAAGAAAGAUGAAGAAGAACAAAUACUAGCCAAAAUUGUUGAGCUGCUGAAAUAUUCAGGAGAUCAGUUGGAAAGAAAGCUGAAGAAAGAUAAGGCUUUGAUGGGCCACUUCCAGGAUGGGCUGUCCUACUCUGUUUUCAAGACCAUCACAGACCAGGUCCUAAUGGGUGUGGACCCCAGGGGAGAAUCAGAGGUCAAAGCUCAGGGCUUUAAGGCUGCCCUUGUAAUAGACGUCACGGCCAAGCUCACAGCUAUUGACAACCACCCGAUGAACAGGGUCCUGGGCUUUGGCACCAAGUACCUGAAAGAGAACUUCUCGCCAUGGAUCCAGCAGCACGGUGGAUGGGAAAAAAUACUUGGGAUAUCACAUGAAGAAGUAGACUGAAAUAUCAGAUUUGUCAUCAGGAAUACUCUUUGUCUACUGUGGUCCUGUGCACGUUGGCCUCAGAUGGACUACAGGAGAUUACAACGUACAAGGCAGAUGGAGCAUUGACGUUUUCAAAACCAUUAUUCCUGUGACUGGAGAGGCAUCAGGAGAGGUCUCGUUCGUCUCCAGCUCAUAAAAUGUAGCAGCAUCAUCCUUGACAGUGAUGUUUUUCAGGCCCUCCAUUGAGAACCUGAGGAAAUCUGUAAAGAUAAGUGGUGAUGUUGUUUCAAACGUUCAGAACAGAUACCAUCAUCCUGCCUUUGUUAGCUGCUGUAGGGAAAGUGCGUUACAGAUGUCUGCUGACCUCACAAGAGUGAAAAGAUAAACUGUGCAUGUGUUUCCACUUCCGUUUCUAGUACUAUUUAUUUUUAAACUACACUUGGGGUGGCCUAAUACCUAGGAAGAUGUUGCUAUUCACGUUAGUAAACAGCCUAAAGAAACUCUUAGGUUUACUGCUACAUCCAUUUGUUUGGAGAGGUAACUGUUGUCUGUGCCUUUUUGAAAAACUUCCAUUUGGUACAAAAUUUUUACUCCAACACCCCCUCAACCCUUUUCUCAGGGACCACACCUCUUCUUCCCAAGGUCCCUGGGACUUCCUCAUUCUUUGUGGUAGUACAAUGAUUGGUAGCAGGUAAAAUAAAUACAUAGAAAGACUACUGUCAAAA